UCCGGUAGCAGAGGCCCCGCCCCUCAGGCGUGCCGCGGUGACGUCACCGCCCCGCUCCGCCGCAGCGCCCGCCGCACGGAGCCGCCGCCGGCAGCCGCGCUCCGGCCCAGCCCCGCCAUGCCCUCGGACCGGCCCUUCAAGCAGCGCCGCGCCUUCGUGGAUCGUUGUAAAGAAGUACAGCAGAUCCGAGAGCAGCAUCCAAACAAAAUCCCAGUCAUCAUUGAACGCUAUAAAGGGGAGAAACAGCUGCCAGUGCUGGACAAGACCAAGUUCCUUGUCCCAGACCAUGUCAACAUGAGUGAAUUGGUCAAAAUAAUCCGGCGUCGCUUGCAGCUGAAUCCCACCCAGGCUUUCUUCCUGCUGGUGAACCAGCACAGCAUGGGAACUUUCUGUCCAGGGAGGGUCCCAGUGUAAGGGACAGACUCAGAAGAGCUCACACAGGUGGGUAAAUGCUGAAGAAAGACUGUGGGAAGCCAGCUUGAAGCACUGAACCCAGCAGAGUAUAGAUGAGAACAGUUGCCCACUGCUCCUGGCAGCUGGAGCAGCAAUGGGAGCUUACCCCUUGUUAAGCGUCAAACUCAGGUCUUUAAACUCUGGUGCAGAAGCUGAAGCCCUCUCCCACCCAUCUCCCUGUGGGAUGCGCUCCUGCAGGUGAGGGGGCUGUACCUUGCUUCAGCAUUCUCACAGCAGAGUAGUUUCAGGUGAGGUUUUUCCCUCAGGGAACUGGUAAAGGAGUAGCAGACAUGGUUAAACACAGUGGGCUGGAGCCCUUGGUGGGGUGGAGCAGUGGAGCUCAGCUGUCUCACUGUGUCCACCACAGUCACCUGGAGAUGUGCUGAUUCCAAUCACAGCUGUGGCUCUCUGCUGCAAGUGACAGGGAAAGUAUGUUUUCAGAAGACAAAACUAUGGAAGAAGUAAAACAGCACUGCCAGUGUCAGCAGGUCGUGAAUGAUUUUAGUGCACUUGACUGUCUUAAAAGGCGAAGAAAGGUUACUGUUGGGGCGGCUCCCCUUUAGGAUAGCCUGGAGAUGCUGCUACUCUCUUUCCCUUUUGCCUCCCACAUAAUAUUGCCUUCAAGGUUCAACCACUUCCAGGGUCCCUCCUUUUUUUCAGGCAGUUCAUUGCUAUUGUCCUUUCCCCCACACUGCCCUUAAUUCCUUGUGACUCUAAAAUAAUGGUAAGUAAUAAUUUGAGAUCAUCCUCAUAGCUCUGGGAGCACAGGACAGCCCUGUUCUUUCAUGCACUGGCGUUAUCUUAUGCACUUCGCUGGGAUCAGUGCUGGCCUGUUCAGUUAUUAUUAGAAUAACUUCAGCUUCUCAUAGGUCUCUGGAAAUGCCACUGCCUUCCCUAUGUCCCACAGGGCAACCUCCUCCUUAUGUGGGACAUGAAAGCAGAUCCUUGCCUUGCCCUGCCUUUCUGCAACCCUUUCACUAGUAAAAUUCAGGAAAAUCUGCAUGUUUGAUGCAAGCAACUGCUUGUGCGUGAGCUUUACAUAGUCUGAUGCCUUUUAGGCAUAGUGAAUAAUGUUCCUCAUGCAAGACUGGCUAAAGGGCUAACCAGAACAGGCCUAGCCAGCCAGCCUGACCCAGAGCUGAGUCAAUGAGCCAAGGCAGAGCUUGCAGCACAGAUCUGUGCAGGUGCUGGCUGACAACAAAUUAGCAAAACAUCAGGGUAGGAGGAAGGAGAAUUUUCUCUGGAGGCAGUGUGAGGCUGGGGUAAGGCACCCAGCAAGCAAAGAUACAAACACAAUACUGGUUGUUUUGCUCACAAUACAAAAGGGGGUGAAAACCCAGAGAUGAUCAUGACAGUUCUAGAGGACACUUUUAGUCCCCUUUUAUGUCAUCUGCCUUAUCAUAGAUGUGUGUCUUAAUGUCUGUUCCACCUCUAGAUUAACACGCUGGUGUGAGACUUUGCACUAGAACAUCAUUAGUACAAUAUUUUAAGAUAAACCCUAGUGCUGCAAUAGUACUGCAAUUUUCUGAAUAUUACCUUUGACCCGUGAGCAAACCCACCCAUAGGACUGGUAUAGAUGAUGUGGUGACUGCUAACAAUGUAGGCUGCAGCUGAUGAUUUGGUAGGCAACACACUGCCUUCUUGUACAAUCACAACCUAUAAUGCUGAGAAUUACAAUCCAGGGAACCCCUGUUCUUGUUUAACAAUACCCUGAGUUGAUGGCCAUAUCAAGUAAUGGAAAAAUACAAUUCACGUGAUCUUAAAAAAUAGGAAAACUCAGAAAUUCAUAAAGCUGUGAAAGUGGUAGCUGCCAUAUGGUUUAAAAAAAAAAGACAGGACACUAUGCAAUAGGGAUGCUUCUUUGCCAAAAGGUGUGAGAGUACAAGGCAAAGGAGUCACAGGAAACAACGCGUGCAAGUAGAGUUCUGGGUGUCUCAAGCUCCACUAAACCAGUAGCAUUCUGCCCAACUAGAGUGAGUUACGGAUGUGAGAGUAGAACAGAAGGCUAGAAAGUGGAAAUCUGAAGUGUUAAUGUAACAUCCAGAGCAUGAGUUUGAAAAUGGGAAAACAGAAAACAUAAUAGCUGGCAUGGGUGCUGUGGGGACAUUUGGAGUGAUUCCAUCACCAUGAGACUUUGAGCUGUUGACCCACAACCAAAGUUGUAAAAAUGCUGACAGCAGCAGGUCUUACGUGACCACUGACUCACAGGGGCAGGGAAGGAAGAAGAGCUGGAAGACAACAGCCUGAGAAACUCCUCCUUCUCCCCUGAGCGCAGUGAAAAUGGCUUGGCUAAUUUUCUAAAUGGUUUAAAUAAAGACAACCUCCAGUUAGGAGAAAUGGAGAAAUGAGCAUAAAUUAAAACCGCAUGAGGUUCUUUUAAAUCACGUUACUUAGAGAGCAUGUUCACCACCCCCCUCCCCAUCUGUAUCUGCUGCUGUGACUUGUCCCACCUGCUCCAAGGAUUCAUGGGCCAGCUCAGAAACAGCCAGGCCCAGCUGCACAACAGCAGCUCCUAUUGCUAACAAAAGCCCAGUGUUGUGAGGGAAGGUGUGAUGAGGAGAAAGCCUGCAGAGAGCUAAGGGAGGCACACCUUGGGUGCCCUACCAGCAAUGGUAGCCUCACAAACAUGCACUCAUAACACAGAUGGUGUGUUGGCUAGCUGUCAGAAGCCCACCCAGCCAACCUGUCACUCCCCCUCCUCAGAAACACAUGGAGAACACAAGGUGAAAAAAAUCACAGGUCAAGAUAAAGACAAAGAGAUAAAUGCCAGUUAACCUGACACACAACACAGCCUUAACCUGGGGAAAACUGACUUAAAUUUAUUGUCAAUUAAAACAGCUUUGGAUGGUGACAAACAAAGACAACCAUUAAAACACUUUCCCCUUUGUCUUUUACCUGGGUACAAGUUCAGUCAUAGAAUCACAGAAUGGUUUGGGCUGGAAGGGACCCCAAAUCCCAUCUAGUUCUAACUCCCUGCCAUAGUGAUGCCACCCACUAGAUCAGGUUGCACAGGGCCUCAUCCAACCUGGCCUUGAACUCCUCCAGGGAUGGGGCAUCCACAUCUUUGGGCAGCCUGUGCCAGGGCCUCACCACCCUCUGAGCGAAGAAUUUCCUUCUAACCUCUAGUCUAAAUCUCACCUUUUUUAGCUUAAAACCAUUCCCCCUUGUCCUAACAUUAUCUACAUUAGUAGAGUCUGUCUCCAUCCUUUUUUAUAAGAACCCUUCAAGUAUGAAUGGCCGAAACGAAGUCUCCCCGGAGCCUUCUCCUCUCCAGGCUGAACAACCCCAGUUCUCAGCCUUUCUCCAUAGGAGAGAUGCUCUAACCCUCUGAUCAUCUUUGUAGCCCACCUCUGGACUUGCUGUAACUGAUCAAUGAAUCUCUUUGGCACUCUUUGGAUCACUAUGGUCUUCUUUGGCCCUCUGUUACCCUCAAAGACUCUCCAGGACACAAGGACAUUUAAUGAUUCUUGGACUUUCUAAGACACUCUAUGAAAAUCACUCUGUGAUGCUCUAGGUUGCUCUGUGACACUUGAUAACUCUUGAGGAUGCUCAGUGACAUGCCAUGGUUCUCUGUGGCUCUCUGUGACAGUUUAAGAAUCCCAAGGACACCGUAGAAGGCUCUGUGACACUGACACGGUGACUUCUUUUACUGUGUGACACUAUUAUCUUCUAUCACACUGUGAUGCGCUGUGAAAAAUCUCUGACACUAUGACACUAUGAAACUUUGAAUCCAAGAAUCUUUGGCAGUAUUCCUGUGAGACUCUGUGACAUUCUAUAACUUAUGUGUCUGUGACGCUCGAUAACUCUGUCACUCUGAGACACUUGAGGACACUGUGAGUCUCUACGACACAUUGAGACUCUGACUGUGGUAGUCUGCGUCUAUUACAAUCGCUGACACUCUGCAAUGGUUUGCCACUUUAUCACACUGUGACUGACACACUAAGACACACUAAGACAUAUAUGAUUGACUCUCUGACAUAAGAACCUAUGACAACCCAUAUCAUUGUGACACUCUAUGUCUCUUUUUGGGCUCUCCAAGGCUUUCUAUGACAAUCUUCACAACUUUAUGGCACUGUGACACUAUGGGAUGCUAAUGAAACUCUGUGAUACUGGCAUUCUGUGGUUCCCUUUGACUCUUAAUUAACCCCAAAGGUUAAUUUCCUGCUUUCUUCCACCAGACUAGCAGUUGCUGCUACAGCUUUAAUGCAUUCAGGCUAUCCUCUGGAAACUGGGCCCAGCAGUUUAAACAAAUAAGCCCCUGGUUGCUGCUUAUCCCCCAAUCCUGGGUCAGUACUCCCAGUGCUGCUCCCCUAUCCACACUAGUGAAGAGAUAAAAGGCUUCUUUAAUGUGGGAACAGCUAAGAUUGGUGCUCUCAUUAAGCUCUGCUUCAAUUUUUCUGUUAACUCCUUUUCCUUUUCUGUCCAUUCAUGUAUAUAAGGCUCCCCCCCUAAUAAUUUAAGAUACAGCCCUUUUGUUUUCUGAGCAUAUGCUUCUAUCCAUAAUCGACAAUACUACAUUAACCCCCCAAAACUUUCUUAGUUCUUUCUUAGUUUUACAGUAGGGGUAGCUCAACAAUUUCCUGAAACCUCUCUGGAUUUAUUCUUCGUUUUUCCUCAGACACUUAGAAGCUGUAAAUACUUGUCUUCUUUUUCUACAUAUUGUGAUUUAUUUUUCAAUACUUUCAAACUCUGUUUUCCCAGAAAGUGUAAUGUUUUGUUAUUGGCUUCUUUCACAACUGUUUUGUCCUGUUCUGACGAUAAAAGCUCACCUGCAUAUUGUAACAUAUACACCCCCUCCAGAGGCUGGAAUUGCUCCAAAAUCUGUUCAGUGACUCUGUAAACCCUGGAGGUAAAACUGUCCAUUGUAUUGUUGCCUCCACCCCGUUUCAGUCUUUCCAUUCAAAGGCAAAUAUAGCUUUUCUCUCAGGGUCUGAGCGCACCCCGUUAAUAACACUGUUAUUCCAGUCUAAAAACUUACUAUUUGAAUGCCCAAUCUCGUAAUCAAAUCCCUUCCCAACAAGUUAGUCCCUGCCUUGGGUACAUACAAUAAUAAUGCCCUGUGAUUGUUUAAUCCCCUAGUCUCAGCAUGGUGUCCCCCCAAAAUAGCACUGUUAUUCCAGUCCCUGCUACCCCCAUCACCUUUAGAGUUUCAUUAGUUAAUUUAAGCCCUGAUACUUUAUGGGCCAGUGAUGACCCAGCUACCCCAGGUUUAUGUGGCAAGGGCCACAAGGGUGCCGCUAUGUUGCUGGGCCACCAGGUGCAGGGUGGGUGUCAGGAAAAGGGUUUGGUGUUGGGCUGAAGGGGCUAUGUGGGCUGAUCCAGCUCUGAUGGCUGCUACCUGUCCCUGUGUCACGGCUCCCCAGCUCCUCCAUCUCUGUGACACUGUGCAAUGGAGCCAUCCUGGGACACAACCAUGGCAGGUGUCAAUGUCACAGGGCAGUCAUGCUGCUGUACACAUCUGGGAACAUCAGUGUCCAGCAGAGAGCCCAGCUGGCUGUGAAUGUGGCAAUAUGUUCACUAUCAUCCAGGUAUCCCAAGAAGAUGGGGGUGCCUAUGCCUGCUGGGAAUAAAUCUGACCCCAGCAGGUUGGAACCAGGAGGUGUUUUUGGUUUGUUUUCUCUUUCUUACUUCCCUUGCUUGUUAGCAAUAGGCAAUAAAUUUCUUUAAUCUCCCUCUAA
This is a messenger RNA of Anas platyrhynchos (mallard), 6131 nucleotides long. RefSeq names its product microtubule associated protein 1 light chain 3 alpha (gene MAP1LC3A). NCBI's taxonomy places the organism in Eukaryota, Metazoa, Chordata, Aves, Anseriformes, Anatidae. The record is from RefSeq and is a predicted model, not a curated record.